Molecule: messenger RNA, 1065 nt
Organism: Rotaria socialis
Lineage: Eukaryota; Metazoa; Rotifera; Eurotatoria; Philodinida; Philodinidae
Source: the annotation of a GenBank genome assembly
AUGAAUUUAACAAAUGAUUCUGGCGAAAAAAAUGAUAAUGAAAACAAUGCUUCAAGUGACGAAGAUGAAGAUACGGAAAACGCUUCUACUAACUCACCAUCUGUACUCGUAGAAAAAUUCUUUUCAUCGAAUAAAAGUAGUGAUGAAUUCGACAAUAAUGAUGAUGAUGAUGAUGAUGAUGAUGAUGAUGAUGAUGAUUGUGAAGAUGAUGACGACAAUGGAGAUGGUAGUAGUGAUAUUGAAAAUCAUUACACUCCCGAUAAUUCAUUGCCGAGAAAAAAUCAUCUCUGUACAUUAUUACGAAAAUCAAACCGUCUUGUUGAAUUAAAAUUAAAUCUACUUCAUAAUCAUUCAUCAUUACGACCUACUGCAUCUGAUAGUGACAUGUCAAAACAAACCGAUCAGCAACAACGAAAUAAUAUUUUUCUUUCGUCAAUUCGGUUACGUCGUCUUUAUUUGCCAUCCGCUUUUAUCUACGUUUUACAGAGUCACAUAACAAAUUGGUUACAAGCUAGUACCAGCUUAAUUGACUCGAUAUCGUCAUCGAUAUAUCAUCGACGAUGCUGGUCACAAUUAUUAUUAACAUAUUUUAUUGAGCAAGGUUUUGUUAAUUUACAAUUCCUUCUUUGUACACAUUCAUUAUCAUUAACAAGAAUUGAUCAUGAUUUAUAUUCAAUACAUCAACAUGCAUGUGUACCAGAAGAAGAUGCAUAUAAAUUAUGCUCAAUUUUACAAAAAGGUUCUCGGUUUAAUAUCGAUGCAAAUAUUUUCGAUCAUAUACGUCGUAUUAUUGUUAUUAAAAGUAUGAAAGAAGUGUUUAAUGAUAAUACAAGUUUACAACAACUUUAUAUUAAACAAUUAACAAGUCUUAAACAAUCAUUAGCACAUCAGCAGUCAUCUAUAAUGAAUAUAAAUAAUAAUAUAACCAUAAGUGUAGCAACAAUUUAUUCUAAACUUCUACUUUUUCUUUCAAGUCUUUAUUCGAUCAGAGCUGAAACGAUGCAAGUACUUUUUUGUCAACAUCUUCUACACAAUCCGAUGUAUUCCUAUCUUAUUAAUUCUUAG